AUGCUCUGCCAAGGCCACUCGCCGGUGGUGGUCUUCAUGGCCGCGUCUCUUCUUAUCAUCUUUUGGAGUUUUAGGCUUUUUGACGUCCCUCAUGCAGUCUUGCGUCUAUUCUACGAGGGCGCAAGCCCACAGCAACUGGAAGAGAGCGAGUUCAUCCGACGCGCGAUGAACGUCGAGUUUCCGACUCCAAUUGACUACAGACCUAUUCGGGAAGCAUGUGCUCGAACACAGUUCCAGCCUGGUCUGCUAUUUAGCUGCCAAGGCCAGCAUGGCGGUAUUGGAAUGGUCCGGAACCAGAUCUUAAAAUGCGUACGAUAUGCGAUACAUGGCGGUGGCGCGAUUGUCGUACCUUCGAUGGCCCUACGAAACGCAAGCGACAUAACCGACAUUGAAACGUCCACCGAGGUUCCGCUCGACUACCUACUGGACCGCGAUACCUUCACGAAGCACUUGUCAGAAGGGUGUCCCGGCAUGCGCAUCUAUGAGCGCGCAGAGGACUUUCCGUUCUACGAACAGCGGGAAUGGGAGCCACUAAGUCUGGUCGGGGACCAAUUCGAACCAGACCACCCGCCGGAGGGAUUGAAGUACCCGCGCGAAUGGCGUCACUUUUUCGACGACUGGCUUGGCCAGCAAUCCGUGCAGAUACGACCUGAAACCCCAGUACACAUCAAAAUCGAGCAGUCAUUCCUCGAGUACCCCGUACGCGACGAUGGUGACGCGUUUGUGCGCGAAUUCGGCAAGAUCCUGUCCUUCCGGAAUGAUACACGUGCCCUGGCCGCCAAGGUUCUGUUUGAGCUAAAUAAGAAGUUCGAGCUAUCGAUAAAUCCGACAAAGGCCAUCAAUCCGGGUGCCUUCUACGGCGCCCACCUGCGACUUGAAGAUGAUGCUACCUGGGCAUGGUCUCCAGAUGAGUGGCGAUUCUCGCGGAUGAAAGACCAGUUCGAGGAACAAUUUCGAAAUGUGGCACGUGCGAAUCUUAACGUGGUGUACGCUGCGUCGGGGAACCAGACUGUGGUGGAAUUGUUUGCUGAGGGCCUUCGCAAGUAUCUCGCAGCCAACUUGGGUGAGGAGGAGAGGAACGUGACGGUGGUCACUAAGCACGACUUGCUGCAAGGGUCAGACCGGCAGAAACUUGACAGUCUUACAUUUGAUCAGCAUGCCUUGGUGGACUUUUUAGUUCUGUUCAAAGCGAGCGCAUUUAUGGGAGUUGCGCACUCCAGUUUUCCGUGGAACAUUGCACUACGGAGACAUGAGCUCAGCAGAUACGCGAAGUACGGUAACGAAGGAUCGGAUUUACUAAGGGACGAAUAUAGCGUCAUCAUGGGAAUGGAAGCAGAUUACCCACACGUCGAUCCGUUUGUCUACGGGCUAUGGCCGUAG
This is a messenger RNA of Phaeoacremonium minimum UCRPA7, 1380 nucleotides long. RefSeq names its product putative alternative oxidase protein. NCBI's taxonomy places the organism in Eukaryota, Fungi, Ascomycota, Sordariomycetes, Togniniales, Togniniaceae. The record is from RefSeq and is a predicted model, not a curated record. Bases 1 to 1380 code for a protein of 459 amino acids. The transcript has a single exon.